Owenia fusiformis is the source of this 1909-nucleotide messenger RNA. The record is from the annotation of a GenBank genome assembly. NCBI's taxonomy places the organism in Eukaryota, Metazoa, Annelida, Polychaeta, Sabellida, Oweniidae.
UUUGAUAAAAGAUCUUCGUUUAUAUGUCGAUUUAUUCACUACAUAGCUGAAAUUAAGGAGAAAAGGGAUCCUUGAUGGAGCAAAAACUCACAAAAUAGUACAGAAUUAGUUACCCUAUACUACAUUGCAAUUAAUGUGACUAAUACAGGCCAUGAAAUGCUGUAUUGCCUAUAACGAAGGGAUCCUUGGUGAAACAAAAAUUCACAAGAACUAAGUACCUUUACUCCAUUGCCAUUUUGUGCAAUUUAUGUGACUAGCACAGGCAUUUUGAACCAUUACUGGAAUUACCACAUGGAUUUAAAAAAGACUGAUAGUUCUUCAGCAAUGCAGUCCCUCGCCAUGUAUGAUGCGGAUUCCGAUGAGGAACAAAAUGUGUCCAAAGAAGAAGAGAUUCGGAAAGACACUGAAAAUGAAGUGGACAAUAUAUCAGAUGAUGAGGAAGAUCACCAUAUAGGUUCAGCAAAAUCGAACACAAAGCGUCCACAUUCACCAUCUCCAAAGUCUGCAUCGUCUGUUGAAAUACAAGAGCCUCCUAAACGAGAUAAAAAAGCGAUGAGACUGGUGUCAUAUGCCACAGAUGACAUGGAUGAUGAAGAGGCGAGGCUCACAUCAAGUGAUGAUGAAGAGGAAGAAGGAGAUGAUGACGAUGAUGAUGGUACCAUUAAAGACUUGAAAAAAGUGCAAGGUUUAGAUUACUCAAAAUCCCUAGAUUCUGAACUGGCAUCAUCAUUAUCGAGACAAGUUCGCCAUAUGUCGUCAGAUGAAAUUAGUCUACCUCCUGAACCCCCUGGUAAAUGCUCAAAACAGUUGCAGGACAAGAUUACUAGAUCCUAUCAUAAGAUGCGUACCACAGGGCUAGAUCUCAAUGAAUCAAUACAAAGGAGAAAAGAUUUUAGGAACCCAAGCAUAUAUGAGAAAUUGAUAGAACAUUGUGGUAUAGAUGAAAAAGGCACCAACUAUCCCCCAGAUAUUUAUGACCCUCAUUUCUGGGGAAAAGAAUCCUUCUAUGAUGAAUUAGCCAAAGUUCAGAAAGUUGAGAUGGAUAAAAGAGAAAAAGAGAAAAAAGACAGGACAAAAAUAGAGUUUCUUUCUGGAACCAAAAAAGGAGUUGUAGAGUCAGGGGACAAACGUAAAACUAAGUGGGACUCAACCAACAAUAAAAAUGUGUCAAUCUCAUCAAUGUCAGUGACUACUAGUGCCUCUGGGAACAAACCUAUUGUGAUAUCAGCAAUGGGGACAAUAAAGAAAGAGAAGAAAUGAGAUUUUACAAAAUACCUACCUCGGGGUCAAUGUUCCAAAUGGGACAUCGUCGAACAGCAGUCCCAGCAUCUUUUACUGAAUAUGAUGACAAUUGUUUAUAUGGACUUUAACAUAUAAAUUACAGUACUACAUCUAAUUAGAAAUGUAUGGACAGUUUCAUGCCUUCAGUUUCUACAUAACAAUUUAUGAAGCAAAAAAAGGUUAAAAUAAAAUCCUGAACCAUCUAAGGUCUAAAACGAUUGCUUUAAGUUUGAGAAGUAGAUUUUUAUUUUUUAUUUGUAAACAUAUAAAUUAAAUAGUAAAAUCUCCUGCAUUAUAUGUAUAGUAUACAUUUUUGUAAAAUAAAAAGCAAAAAACAUUAUUUUGCUUGUUCAGUUAUGUGACCUGAGAAUGUAGAUGCUUUUUCAAAACAACUGAUGUUUAAUGGAAAUGUUCAAGUUCCGACAUAUUGCUGUUAUAGUAACUGCAAUCACUAAUUUCUCAACAUAUAUUGGAUAAUCGCUAUUAUGUAUUAAUUAUUAAAAAAUUAUUCUUAAGCGAUUGUAUUAUAUUUAUAGUCUCACAAACAUCAUUCCAUGAUUGAUUUCUUGGUAUUUUUAUUGCAAUAAAUAUAUUUCAAACUCUCAAAGCUGUUUACUAGUAUUUAUAU